AUGUACAAGUGCAGGACAAUUUCUAAAAUCUGGAAAACUUGCGAAAGAUCGGUAGGAAUGUCGGCAACGUCAUCAAAUGUCAAGGUGAAUCAGCCAAAAUGGCGCCAGCCUCAAGAGCCUGAGGGAGCUCCAAGGUUAAAGCUAUAUAACAGUUUGACACGGCAAAAGGAGGAUUUCGUUACCAUAUCUGGGGACAAAAACGUUACUUGGUACUCCUGCGGGCCUACGGUUUACGAUUCGUCUCAUAUGGGGCAUGCGCGGAACUAUGUAUCGAUCGACAUCAACAGGAGAAUCCUGCAAGACUACUUUGGCUAUCGUAUCCGCUUUGUGCAGAAUGUUACCGAUGUCGAUGACAAAAUCAUUUUGAGGGCGAGACAGUCGCAUCUUUUUGAAAGGUUCGCGGCUGAGAACAAAGAAGUCACACCUCUAAUCCAGGAAAAAGUCAAUUCUGCGCUUUUCGCCUAUAUAGAAGCCAACUUGAAAAAAAGCUUUUCCUCAAUUGGUGAGUACAAGGCCUGGUUCAGCUCUCUCGACAUAAGCAAAGAGAAAGAGGCCAAUCCAAAGUUCGCGAUGUACACGUCCGCAGUAAGCGACUGUAUCACGGCUUUAGAGGGGACAAAUGAUGCCGAAACUUUCCUUGGUCUUGUAAAGGAAGUACUUAUUCCCGUGCUGGAUAAGGAAUCGGGUAGCACCAUCAAUGAGCCCGAAAUAUUUCGCAAGUUGCCUGCUUUCUGGGAGAGAGAAUUCAACAAAGAUAUGGCCGCUUUGAACGUAUUGGAACCUUCUGUCACGACUAGGGUUUCGGAGUAUGUUCCUGAAAUUGUUGAUUUCGUUAAAAGAAUUAUAGACAAUGGCUACGCUUAUGCUACUGGCGAUGGCUCCGUUUACUUCGACACGGUGGCAUUCGACAAGUCUGAAAAGCACGACUAUGCUAAGUGCCAGCCUUGGAAUAAGGGCAAGCUCGACCUGAUCAACGACGCGGAGGGAUCGCUCAGUAACUUUUCUUCCACAAAUGGCAAACGCUCGAGCAACGAUUUUGCUUUGUGGAAGUCUUCUAAGCCAGGAGAGCCGGAAUGGGAUUCGCCAUGGGGGAAGGGUAGGCCAGGUUGGCAUAUCGAAUGUUCUGUUAUGGCUUGUGACGUUUUAGGUCCAAACAUUGAUAUCCACACCGGCGGAAUUGAUCUUGCGUUUCCACACCACGAUAACGAAAUCGCGCAAUCAGAAGCAUUUUAUGAUAACCACCAGUGGGUGAACUACUUCUUGCAUACUGGCCAUUUGCAUAUCGAGGGCCAAAAAAUGUCAAAGAGUUUGAAGAACUUCAUCACAAUUGGUGAAGCUUUAAAGAAGUAUAGUGCGAGACAGCUAAGAUUGGCUUUCAGUUCCGCACAGUGGAACAGUCAGCUUGAUUUUAAGGAGGUCUUGCUUGUUGAAGUUAAAUCCUUAGAACAGAGCUUUAACAACUUUUUUAGAAACGCCCGGGCCCUGAAAGCUGACUUGGCCCAUAGGGAGGAUAUGGGACAACAUGUCUCAAAGAAACUUGGCGACAAAGAAAAAAGUUUGCUGACAGAAUUAGCCGCGUUCCAAGACAAAGUCCACAAUGCCUUCUGUGAUAACUUGUCUACACCUGUUGCAUUGAAAUUCCUAAGUGAGCUGGUGACCAAGGCUAACCUUUAUAUCUCUUCUGCGGGCUCUGACAUUAGAAUUGAGCCUCUCUUGGAAGUUGUGAGGUACAUCACUAAAAUCCUUGAGGUUAUUGGAUUUCCUUCACGUGACGACCACCUUGGUUGGUUAGAUGAGGCUGGUGGUCAGUCGCAAACUGGUGAGAAUCGUGAAGAGUUGCUCAUGCCUUAUGUUAAAUGCUUGUCGAACUUCAGGGACGACGUCCGCCGUUUGGCCAUUGAUAAAGCUUCUAGUACUGAGUUCCUGAAACUCACCGACCGUGUCCGCGACAACGAUAUAUUGGACCUCAAUGUAUCGAUCGAUGAUAGGAGUGACCAAGCAUCCUUAGUGAAAUUCCUAACCAAUGAUGAGAAGGAGGAAUACAAGAAGCAGAUAAUGGAGAAGGAUCAACGUCAAAAAGAGAAAGAGGCAAAGAAGAAGGAGCAGGCCCGUUUAAGGGAAGCUAAGGAGGCAGAAAGGCGCCUGAAGGCCCAGUUGUCACCCAAUGAAAUGUUCCGGAAUUCCGAACUAUACUCCGUAUGGGACGAAGAGGGACUUCCUUUGAAAGAUAAAGAUGGUGUUGAUAUUACCAAAUCCAUGUUGAAGAAGUUGAAAAAGCAAUGGGAGCAACAGAAAAAGCUGCAUGAAGAAUACUUUGGUUGA
Messenger RNA from Lachancea thermotolerans CBS 6340, 2322 nucleotides. RefSeq names its product cysteine--tRNA ligase (gene CRS1). Gene Ontology annotation, cellular component: cytoplasm. Gene Ontology annotation, molecular function: ATP binding; cysteine-tRNA ligase activity. Gene Ontology annotation, biological process: cysteinyl-tRNA aminoacylation. Lineage: Eukaryota; Fungi; Ascomycota; Saccharomycetes; Saccharomycetales; Saccharomycetaceae. The record is from RefSeq and is a predicted model, not a curated record. The transcript has a single exon. Bases 1 to 2322 code for a protein of 773 amino acids.